This is a messenger RNA of Lingula anatina, 625 nucleotides long. RefSeq lists its product as uncharacterized. The record is from RefSeq and is a predicted model, not a curated record. NCBI's taxonomy places the organism in Eukaryota, Metazoa, Brachiopoda, Lingulata, Lingulida, Lingulidae.
UUUCAUGAGUAAUAAUUGAAGUUAAUUAUUGAUAUACUUCUAAGAUGGUUGAGGAUCUUGAUUUCAAAAUUUUUUCAGAGAAAGAAAACGUUCUACAUCCCCUGGUUUGUGGCUACUGGCUUGCAGUGUUUCUUAAUGUUGUUCCAAUGUUUUUACAUGACUGUAGUUUUGACCUCGGCAGGCAUAGCAUGGACAGUUGCUGUAAUUGCAGUACAAUUACUCGUGCUGGGCAUUUGUAUCUAUGCCAUGGUUUGUGUUGGUAUGGACUUAAAAUGCAUGAACAGAGAACAAAGGGCUGGUCAACAUGCAUUUGUUCCCAUGGCACCUGUUGGGGUUGGAGCCAGUGCCCCAGGGGCCUACCCCCAGGGUUACCAGGUGCCCCAGGGGCAGUAUCCAGUGGCUUACUAUGCAGUCUGCCCCCCAGGGGUGACCACAGGGCCAGCUCCUGCUCCCCCAGCGUACCAGGAGAAGCCCCACCCAGAUAAUUACCAUUAAUUCAAUCAACUUGGAUUUCUUUGUCUUUGCUGCUGUCACAGGAGAAAUCUGUGAUUCAGCAAAAAUUUUGGUUAUAAUGCACACAAUCUACAUUGGACCGUUAUCAAAAAAAUGACUUUUUUUUUUUUUU